This is a messenger RNA of Cyclocybe aegerita, 1713 nucleotides long. The record is from the annotation of a GenBank genome assembly. Lineage: Eukaryota; Fungi; Basidiomycota; Agaricomycetes; Agaricales; Hemipholiotaceae.
AUGCCAAAUUCUCAACUCCCCGCCCCCGACAGCUCUCUCCGCCAUCCCUCGCCCUCCUCCCAAGCGCACGAGUCGAGCCGCCCACGCAAUCUGCCCCGCUAUCCCUCCUACUCAAAACGGCACGCCUCGUUCAACUCUCCAAGAGAGGUCCCGCUGCCCUCACCCACCCUCUGGCAGGCAGAAGCACCCAACCCCUUCCUGGCAACCGCCAGCGACCAACCACAACCAUCGUCCUCCAGGCCUCAGGAAGUUUUCGAGCUCAGCCCAACGUCCCCACCCUCACCCACACGCUCGAGAGGCUUUUACCCGGAGCAGGAGAACGAGCCACAGCCAAUUGCCAGCUCGUCCCGGCCACAGAGCCCCAUCUCCCCUACCCGCCACACCCACACUCACGAUGACUUGAACCCCACUUGGCGGCUCAGACACCACCCCUCACAGCACAUGUCGGCCCCUUCCGCCUCGCCUCCCCAUUCACCUAUAUCCGCUACCCCAAACCGGGACAUCAAGUCUCCUGCUCCCCGAAUUCCCUCGGCUUCAACUGACCUCCCAAAUAACCUAUCAAAGGAAUUUCAACAGGCGCCUCUUCUUCCCCAGCCCUCGGAUUUUUCCCCGAUUUAUCUCUCUUCCCGGCCCUUCUCCCUCCCAGAACCACAAUCUUCCUCUUAUUCAAAUACUUUAUCCUCCUAUCUUCGCCAAUCGCCCUCCGCCAGCCCCUCCAUGCCCGACAGGUCAUCUCCCGCAUGGAUCGACAGAUUCUCAUCAGCCUCUCUCCCCCCGCCCUCACAAAUCCCCUUCUACGCUCUCCCAAAGGUCAAUCCCAACACCCACCCGCCACCAUCCACAGAUUUAGACGCCAGGGUCUCCUCGUCAACAGAAGUGGCGUCGUCAGGUUCAGGUACCUCAGACACAUCUUCCGAUCGGUCCGGCCUCCGCUGUCCACCCCUCGACAACGAGAGCAGCUCUUCGUCUUCUGGCUCCUCGAUCAGCGGCUCCGUGUCCACCACAAGCUCGAGUCCGAACACCGAAAGCUCCUUCCAUGGGCACGUCAACGACAACAAGGCCUCGCUGUAUCCACACACACCCAGGCCUGCCCUCGAUGACGCUCCACCCGCGCCUCGUGCCGCCAACGCCCAUCCUGCGGCGCCACUGCCACCCGCGCGCGCGUUCUCACCACCCCCGUUCCGCGCUCCGCAGCCGCCCGCACACGCACAAGUGCACAACUCGCCGGCCCUUGCAGAGUUCACCGCGAUCAGGCGGUACGCGACCCUGCGCGAGACGUCGGUGUACCCGCCCCCGGAGCCGCCUGUGAUCUUACCUGCGGAUACGCUGUCUGAGAGCGGGCAUGCGGGUAUGGGUGGAAGGGCGCCGGCGCCGUACAUCCCGUUCCUGAGCCACGCGCCGCCCCCGCCGGAUAGCUGGAUCGAGGUGGAGACGACGGCGGGCGAGUAUCGCCUGCAUGUGCGCUUGCCAGGGUUUAGCCGGGAGGGGAUCACGCUUGCGACGAAGAGGAGGAGGAUUCUACACGUUGUUGCUGAUCGGUGGGAUAAUGGUGGUGGCCACUUCGAGCGCCGGAUAUCGUUCGGGUAUGACGCGGACCUCGUGCAGGUGCGCGCCGAGUUUGACGGGGUCAUGUUGAGGAUCACGAUCCCGAGGCGGGCUUCGCCGGUUAUGGUCACGUCGUCGGGGCGGCCGGGCCCUAUUGGACGGGCAUGA